This is a messenger RNA of Ostertagia ostertagi, 1842 nucleotides long. Lineage: Eukaryota; Metazoa; Nematoda; Chromadorea; Rhabditida; Trichostrongylidae. The record is from the annotation of a GenBank genome assembly.
AUGAAGAGGAUAGAGGAAAGCGUGAACGAAGGGUCAAAUGAGUCUAAGUAUCGGGACGAUUUGAUGACGGAUAUUAGCAUGACCUUAGUGUCGAGAGGAAUUGAAUCGAGGGACGAUUGGAGAGAUUACAUAGAGACUAUGGAGAGAGAUGGGGAGGUCUUGGCAGACAUAUGUGACAUCUUAAACACUGAUGUGUUACAGGUCAAGAAGGAAGUCGAAAAAUUGCAAGCAGUCGUGAAGAGCAAAGAGGCACUCGAUAAAGGUGGGGCGAACGAGAUGCUACCUGUGAGGCUUGAGCACACAGACAUUGCUCAUAGAGAUGUGUUGCAGGAGACAACGUGUUCGACUGGACGGACGUCUGUCGAAGUCUUGAAGCAACAUUCGGGGAACCCAGCGAGGGAGGAAUGGGUCGAAGACAGAUCAGGUACGGUUGCUUCUCAGUUAGUAACGUAUUUGAGAGCGAUGGCGUGUAGCGACCCAGGUGUGUUCAAGGGUUCUAGGAAUGAGAACUUUAACGAGUUCAUAAGAAAGUUUAAAAGAAAGUACGAAGAAGUAGUGAGUUGUGAGGCAACCCUAGUAGACAUAUUAGGGGACGAUCACUUAGCAGGUAGAGCGAAAAACAUAUACAUGGCGCUCCCGAGGAGUGUGAAGGAGCAAGGGUUCAGCGUAGUCGUGGAUGAGAUGGCUAGAUUGCUAGCACAAGAUUCCACCGCGGGCAGGUUAAGAGCUCUGACAGAGUUACGGAACUUGAGGAUGCGCCCGAACCAGGACGUCGCUGAAUUUUGUGUUGUACUAGAAAGACUGGGUCAGCAGGCAAACCCGGGAGCCGCGAUGGAGGAGCGCUCACUGGAGUACGCGCAAAUACUCUUGGACAACCUGGCCGGAUGGCCGGAGCAUUUCCAAUUGGUAGGCGCGCUGCAUAAGGUAGAGCCGCAUAGGGCUUACAACGAAGUUAAGCAAUUAGCCUUAAGCAUAGAGCAGUCGAAGCUCAUGCUAGCUGCCAAUAGGAGGGCGGCUGGGGCAAGCUGGAAGAAUAGGUCCGCACAUUAUCGCGAGAACAGAGCGGACAGGGAAUUUGAUCAUCCAAGGGAUCUUGGGAGACAGGUGUCACCUAGAAGCGAGGUGCACGGACUGGAGGACAGGGGACUCCAUGACAGUGCACACGCGCCUCAUCGCUCCAAUAAGACUAUGCCAAGCCAGGGCACUAGCGAGAGCAAGAAAUGCUAUAGCUGCUCGAGGUACGGACACAUUAGCCGCGACUGCCCGCAAAGAAAGGCUAGGGUAAACCAGAUCGGACACAAGGAACAAGCGCAGGUAAAAGAGAAGGCUACGGUGUCCAGAAUAAUCGAACAAGCGCGAAGCCUAGGUAUGGCAGUGAAGAAUGCAAGAGUCAAGAGAAGUGCUCUAAUUGGAGAUCGCGUUGUGGUAUCAAUAAAUUUGUUGGAUAGAGAGAAUCAGGCACUGGUAGACACUGGAUCAAUGAUUAGCAUCUUACCGGUCGACAUACUAAGGAAGGCUCAGGACAGUGGGUACGAUGUGGAUGCUCUGGAGUUGGUAGAGGAGUCAAGUCUCAGCCCCGUCUUUGAUGCAUCAGGAAAUAGAAUGCACUUUCUGGGAGCAGUCAUAGUAGAAACCGAACUGCAUGGAGGAAAUCGGGAGAGAGUCGCCUUUCACAUCAGUAAGGGAAAGGAAGAGGAAAUCAUAUUGGGCACCAAUGCUCUUGGUAGGUUGGGAAUCGAAGUUUCCAUAAUCGGAAACCAAGAGGGAAAGAUACAACAGAGAAAAGAAGAGGACAGAGGAGAUGUGACCAGUGAAGGAGCGUGUGUAUGUACCGCCUCGUAG